Messenger RNA from Aphidius gifuensis, 2504 nucleotides. RefSeq names its product splicing factor U2AF 50 kDa subunit (gene U2af50). Gene Ontology annotation, cellular component: nuclear speck; U2-type prespliceosome; commitment complex. Lineage: Eukaryota; Metazoa; Arthropoda; Insecta; Hymenoptera; Braconidae. Bases 283 to 1593 code for a protein of 436 amino acids. Gene Ontology annotation, molecular function: poly-pyrimidine tract binding; pre-mRNA 3'-splice site binding. The transcript is spliced from 8 exons. Gene Ontology annotation, biological process: mRNA processing. The record is from RefSeq and is a predicted model, not a curated record.
CACUCCGUGCAUUGGCUAAGCAUAGGAGUUCACCUUCCAGUUUUAUUAUAUUUCAGUGCUAUAACCCUGGUUUAGCUGCUGGUAAAUGUGCGCCAUUUUGAAGCUCGAAUACAUUCACGUUCAGCAAAAAAAGGGAAUGAUUGUCCGUCGGUUCUAUAUAAAAAAAAGUUCGACCAAUACAACUUAAAAUUUAUAUUUUUAUAUUUCAUAUUCAAGAAAAGAUUUUAAAUUACAAUAUUUCUUGUUUAAUCAAAAAAAAAAACAAAUUAUUAUUGUUAAAUAAUGGGCGAAGAUUUUAACGGUGAUAGAGACAGAAAGGACCGUGAUAGUGAUAGAGAUCGUGAAAGAGAUAGAGAUCGCGAUAGAAGACACAAAUCUAGAAGUCGUGAACGCAGAAAGAGAACAAGAUCUCGAUCCAAGGAUCGUACGAAAUCUGACAGAAAGCGUAGCUCAUCACCAAAAAAAAGUCGUGGAUCGAGAAGAAGAAAACCUUCAUUGUACUGGGAUGUACCGCCUCCUGGUUUCGAACAUAUUACACCACUUCAAUACAAAGCUAUGCAGGCAGCUGGUCAAAUACCAGCAACAAUUGUUGCUGAUACUCCACAAGCAGCAGUUCCGGUUGUUGGAAGCACAAUAACUCGUCAAGCGAGACGUCUUUAUGUUGGUAAUAUUCCGUUUGGUGUUACGGAAGAAGAAAUGAUGGAAUUUUUCAAUCAACAAAUGCAUCUAUCUGGUUUAGCACAAGCUGCUGGUAAUCCAGUGCUUGCUUGUCAGAUUAAUUUAGAUAAAAAUUUUGCAUUUCUUGAGUUUCGUUCGAUAGAUGAAACAACCCAGGCAAUGGCAUUUGAUGGUAUUAACUUUAAGGGACAGAGCCUAAAAAUUCGACGACCACAUGACUAUCAACCAAUGCCUGGAAUGACUGAUAAUCCAAGCAUGAAUGUUCCAGGAACAGUACCUGAUUCACCACACAAAAUUUUCAUCGGUGGAUUACCUAACUACUUGAACGAGGAACAGGUAAAGGAGUUGCUGAUGAGUUUUGGUCAACUAAGAGCAUUCAAUCUUGUCAAGGAUUCAGCAACUGGUCUUUCAAAGGGUUAUGCAUUUUGUGAGUACAUUGAUGUAUCAAUGACGGAUCAAGCGAUUGCUGGAUUAAACGGUAUGCAGCUUGGUGAUAAAAAAUUGAUUGUACAACGUGCAAGUGUUGGUGCUAAAAAUCCAAUGAUUGGUACUCAAGCACCAGUACAAAUUCAAGUGCCAGGAUUAUCGAUGGUUGGAACAAGUGGACCACCAACAGAGGUACUUUGUUUGUUGAAUAUGGUUACACCUGAGGAGUUGAUGGAGGAAGAAGAGUAUGAAGAUAUUCUUGAGGAUAUUAAGGAAGAAUGUAAUAAACAUGGCGUUGUUAGAUCUGUUGAAAUACCGAGACCCAUUGAAGGUGUAGAUGUUCCAGGAUGUGGAAAGGUGUUCAUUGAAUUCAACAGUGUUAUUGACUGUCAAAAAGCACAACAAUCAUUAACCGGUCGUAAAUUCAACAAUCGUGUUGUUGUAACAUCGUACUUUGAUCCUGACAAAUACCAUCGACGUGAAUUUUAAACUGAUUAUUGAUACUCAAAAUCAAUAACCGUAAAAAUUUAAACAAAAAAGCAAACGACAUAAAACGUUCACAAAAAAGCGAAAAGAGCUGAGUUUAAGAAUAAAGAGCCAAUUAUUUGGAUUGUAUAAUGUAUGUGGGUUACUAAUACUUCUGGUAUACAAUUUAAUUUUAGUCUUUCGAAAUAGUCACAGAUAAACAAUGUUGACAUGUUUGUUAUAUUCGUAUCUUUUAUUCAUUUAUAAUUCAUAUUCGUUCAUAUUAUUUUUGUUCCAAUUUUUGAUUAGUUCGAGCGUAAAAUAAAAAAUGAAAAAAAGAAACGUUAAUGCGAACUUGUCGUUAUGGCUAAAUGAAUUUAAUAGUUUUGGAUGAAUUAAUAAUAUAAUGUGUUAUUUUCUGUGAUCGGGAAUGCAAUAGCAUGAAAAAUUGAAAACAAAAAACGAUUAUUUUUCACAAUCAAUUGUUUUAGACAAAAAUUUUUAAGACAUAUAUUUUUCUUUUAUAAUGAUAAUAAUAAUACUUAAAUUAUUUCAUUAUACCAUACUACUUUUGAUGGAAUAGUAUCGAUAAUAUUUUAAUUCACUGAAUUGUGAUAUUUUAUUUCGAAUAUAUUUUCAAAUACAUUUAUAUACAAAUAUGUAUAUAGAUGAAGAAAAUGACAACACACGUAACAUAGCUUAGACAUCGUUCUGCAUUGCUGGAUGAUAGGCACUUUUUUCGGAUUCUCGAGGACCAUCAACAAUAAACUUUUUCAAGGCCACAUAAAAUCCAACACCAAUUGCCAGCAUUCCCAUACCACUUAUUAGAAUAAUUGCCCAGGCAGGAAUUCCAAGCCCUCCUAAAAUAUAAUUAUUGAUUUAUUGGAAAAAAAAUUUUUUUAUUUUAAAUUAAUAAAAUUAAUUGAUGAUCCUUA